Messenger RNA from Rhodamnia argentea, 3032 nucleotides. RefSeq names its product receptor-like protein EIX2. Gene Ontology annotation, molecular function: protein binding. The transcript has a single exon. Lineage: Eukaryota; Viridiplantae; Streptophyta; Magnoliopsida; Myrtales; Myrtaceae. The record is from RefSeq and is a predicted model, not a curated record. Bases 63 to 3032 code for a protein of 989 amino acids.
UCAAUAGAGAACCCUCAAACCAACUCUCUAAAGCGUAAAUCUAUUUUCCUCCCUCACUGCUCAUGGGGAGAUUUUGUUUCCAAGUGCUUGCCCUAGUAACCCUAUUGCUUAUUUUGGAUGACUUGCCUGUAUGCUUCUGCAGAAAUUCCACAUCCAUGUGCGUAGAGCAUGAAAGAAAGGCUCUACUCCAGCUUAGACAAAUCCUCUCAGAUCCACACGGAUCGCUUUCUUCUUGGAAAGGCGAAGAUUGUUGCAGAUGGAAAGGAGUCACUUGUGAUAGAUUAUAUGCUCAUGUCAUCGAGCUUCAAUUAUUACCUGAAGUUGCAAGAGUCGAUUAUGGUUAUGUUCUCCCCGACAGGAUCCUCUCCGUAGCUGGUAAGUUGAACUCUUCUUUGCUCAACUUGAGAUACUUGAAAUGCUUGGACUUAAGUGGGAUCAAUUUCGAGGGGGAACGGAUCCCAGCAUUUCUCGGAUCGAUGAAACAAUUGAGGUACCUCGAUUUGUCAUUUGGUAACUUCCAUGGAACGGUUCCUCAAGAAUUGGGAAACCUCACAAAAUUGGAAGUCCUUGAUCUUCAUGAUUAUUAUGGAAAUUUGGUUGUUGACGAUACCCGAUGGAUUUCUCAUCUUCAGUCACUAAAUUAUCUCGACAUGAGUUUCUUAAAGAUUGCCAGAGCAAGAGACCUCAUGCAUAUGAUUGGCAUGCUCCCAUCCUUAUCACAUUUGAGCUUAUCAGUUUGCGGACUUCUCAAUUAUCAUCUUUCGGCCAAUUCCACUUCUCUUGUUCAUCUUCAAUAUCUUGAUCUUUCAUAUAAUUUUCUCAAAGGUCCCAUCGCAAAUGUUGUAUUCCAAAACAUGACUUCUCUUCAACAUCUUGAUCUUUCGGGGAACUCUUUCGGCUCUUCGAUUCCCAUGUGGUUUGACAAGCUUCCAAGCCUUGUUCAUCUCAAUCUUGAGUAUAAUCUUUUUCACAGCAUUGAGGGAGGCUUAUUCUCAUUCUUGAAGAGUAAGAAGUACCUCAAAUCAUUGUAUUUGGGUUAUAACCAACUCGGUGGAGAGAUCUCGACGUCCCAGGGGAACUCAUCAAUGGUCAUCGCUAAUAGCUUAGUGGGAACACUUGAUCUUUCACAUAAUCAAUUGAAUGGGACCAUUCCAUCAUCAUUAGGUGAGUUGUCAUCAUUGGCAUGGUUAGAUCUUUCUUGCAAUCAAUUCUCGGGGCAUAUUCCUGCCUCAUUAGGGCAUCUGCGGGCUUUACAAGAGUUGCAUCUUAGCAGUAAUCAUUUGAGCGGUACUAUACCUGAUGAUUUUGGGAAACUUUCCCAUCUUUCGGUUCUUUCUCUCUAUAUCAAUUCUCUGGGAGGAGUGAUUUCGGAAAUUCAUUUUUCUAAUUUGACGAGGCUAAAGUAUUUGCAUAUUAGUGCCAAUAAUAACUUGACUUUUAAGGCAGAACAUGGCUGGAUACCACCUUUUCAACUUAACUUCAUUCGGAUGGAUUCCUGUAAAUUCAGAAAUACAUUUCCCCUGUGGAUGCGGACACAAGUGGAAGUUCAGGUUAUAUCUCUCUCAAAUGCAUCAAUAUUUGGGGCUCUACCUAAAUGGUUUGGCAACAUGACAUUCAGGGAGUUCAAUCUCUCGCACAAUCAAAUUACCGGACCCUUGCCAAGCAUGUCUUCUGAGUGUUCCGUGUUAGAUCUCUCCCACAACUUCAUCUCUGGACCUCUUCCAACCAAUAUUAGUGGGAUGAACCUGGCAUUUCUAUACCUCAAUGAUAACCAUAUCAAUGGCACUUUGCCAUCAUCCUUAUGUGAAGGGGGGUUCUUCAAUUUGAAUCUUGGCAAUAAUUCGCUAUCUGGCAGUAUUCCCAACUGUUGGGAGGGUUUUCGCUUGUUUCACUUGACAUUGUCGUUCAAUAAUUUAUCCGGAGUAAUUCCAAGCUCAAUUGGAUCCUCACAUCAACUUUCAACCCUACACUUGAAUGGAAAUCAUCUCAAUGGGGAGCUUCCUCUAAAUUUGAGCCACUGCACAACUCUAAUAGUCUUAGACCUUGGAGAGAAUAACUUCUCCGGAAGCAUCCCGACAUGGCUAAGCAAAAGCUUUGAUUUGUUGAUGAUCCUAAGGCUAAGAGAGAACAGUUUUACUGGCAGCAUCCCUUCGCAACUCUGCUCGCUCCCAAGAUUGCAAAUACUGGAUUUGGCAGCAAACAAUUUGACAGGAACUAUCCCACGGUGUCUUGGCUAUAUGAAAGGCAUGAAAUACUUCAAUCGAGACAAUAUACCUGAAUUUGUGGCCCCCUCUCCUAUCUAUAUCGGGUCAUCUCCAUCUGCAUCUCCAUUGCCGGCAAUAGCGAAUCCUUUUUUCGAUUCGAAUCAAGAGCAUGUGGUUGAGAUCAUGAAGGGAAGACACAAUGAAUACACUAAAAUUGACUUGCUACUUGCGGUCAAUUUGGAUCUCUCGAGCAACCACUUGAAUGGGUUGAUCCCCGAAGAAUUCGCUUUCCUCUCGGGAUUGCAUGGUUUGAACUUGUCGCACAACCUUCUCUCCGGAGGCAUUCCUAUUGGCAUUGGGGAUAUGAAGUCACUCGAGUCUCUUGAUCUUUCCAGCAAUCUCCUCUCAGGAAUGAUUCCGCAGGGCAUUUCAGCAUUGACAUAUCUAGCGUACCUCAACCUGUCGCACAACAACUUCAUCGGGCCAAUUCCGAGAGGAAAGCAAAUCCAGACACUUAAUGAUCCUUCCAUUUAUGCCGACAAUCCUCUACUUUGUGGCGAUCCUCUACAAAAGAAAUGCCCCUAUGCAGAGGCUCCUCAAGCGUGGGAAGAAGAUAACAUUGAAGAGGGUAAGCUUGAGAAGGUAAUGUUCUACUUAGUCAUAAUGCUUGGGUUUGCAACAGGGUUUUGGGGAGUCGUUGGCGGUUUGGUCUACAAGAAGAAUUGGAGACAUGCGUACUUCAACUAUGCGGAUCGUAAAAUAGACAUGGCGUACGUGAUUGUUGCAGUGAAGGUAGCCGAGUUGAGGAGGAGACUGAGAAGAGCGUAA